Gongylonema pulchrum is the source of this 807-nucleotide messenger RNA. NCBI's taxonomy places the organism in Eukaryota, Metazoa, Nematoda, Chromadorea, Rhabditida, Gongylonematidae. The record is from the annotation of a GenBank genome assembly.
AUGAUUGAUGCUGAUACGUUCCAGCGAAUCUUGGAUGCCCAGCGAAAACAGCAGGAAGAACUGGCAGGACAGUUAUGUGAAAAGUUAACGGUUAUUUCGCUUGAUGAGCAGAGUACCAGAAAAUUGGAACCAAUCAUAGACACCGUACAAAACAGCAUUCCUAAAUUCGUUUAUUUCUCAGACAGCGUUGAUAGUAGUAGUAAAAAAGACCAAUGGCAAAAUACGUGUAUGUGCCGACUUUUAAAUGAGCUUAAUGAAGCACUGGAAUUGCAUCAGUGCCUGUUGCCGUUUCUAGAGGACAUAUUCGCAGCCUUAACUGGAGGCCGGUGCUUCACGCAUAGUGAUUUUGCGGAUGCAUACUUGCAGGUUCAAGUUGAUGAAGUGCCACAUCCAGUGAAUGCGAAUCAACUUCGAUCAUUUUUGGAAAUGGUAAACCAUUACGACAAAUUUGUAAAGAGUUUGCAUGAGAUCAGAGCGCCGCUAGAUCAGCUACUGCCGAAAGAUGUCAAGCUCAAUUGGACUGUAAGGUGCGAACAAGCAUUCAAGGAAAUCAAAAAUGUACUGCGAUCAGAUAUGUUGCUGACACAGUGUGAUCCAAAAGUUGAUGUUGUUAUAGCCGCAGGUGCCAGUAACUACGGUCUGGGAGCCGUAUUUUCACAUGAGUUUCUUGACGGUCGAGAAAAAGCAAUAGCUCAUGCUUCAAGAACUUUGACAACUUCAGAACGCAAAUAUAGUCAAAUAGAAAAGGAAGCCAGUGGGCUUAGGAAUUUUCACAAGAUGAUACUGAUAGGCGAUUCACGUUAUUAA